This is a messenger RNA of Perca flavescens (yellow perch), 1272 nucleotides long. RefSeq lists its product as uncharacterized. The transcript has 2 exons. NCBI's taxonomy places the organism in Eukaryota, Metazoa, Chordata, Actinopteri, Perciformes, Percidae. The record is from RefSeq and is a predicted model, not a curated record. The coding region runs from base 158 to 919 and encodes 253 amino acids. Gene Ontology annotation, cellular component: membrane.
GACAGGCAGAUGAGUGUGCCAUUGAUUUGGACUACUGGCAUUUGACAUUGUUCCUUCAUACAUCGCUCAUCUCUUUUCACUUGCAGCACGUUAGGGACAUAUUUAUUUAUACAAAACCGUAUUCUUCCUGGAACUACAUCACCAACAAUAUACCAACAUGAAGGGCCUCUUCUUCCUGUGUGCUCUAUUGUGUGGAGCUCAAAUAUCAGAGCUUGGUACUGCUGGUAAUGCAGAUAAUACCACACAUUAUACCAAUUUUACAGCUUCAACAACCACAUCCAAAGAUGUUGCCACCAGUGUUGCCAGCACCACGCCUAAUGCCACCACACCGUCACCUAAAAUAGUCUCGGAAUCCAAAACUCAGAGCACUUCACCUGACACAAAGCCUCCCAUCAACACACUUCCCAGAAUGUUUUCCAAGGAAUGGAAGGAAUGUCGUCUAACGCUCAUGGUGUCUGGCGGCCUGAUCAUAGCCUGUACCAUUCUGCUGCUUUCUGUUCUGGUGUUGUUAUGCAAGGUGUGCCACUUGAGGAGGCGCAUCAAGAUGCUGAGCAGCAACGCUGACCUGAUCAGCACCAAUGAUUACUGGAUGGGAACUGCCAAGAAGAACAAAGAGACAGAAGCCAAAGAGACCACCGUGUUAAUGUCUGACAUCAAUCAAACACAGGAGGAGAUGGAUAACGGUACCACCAAGGAAGAAGGAGAGAAGGUAAAGGAGGAUGGACAAACAGGAGAGGAAGACAAGAAGGAGGUGGGAGACAUGAGUGCCAAGAGUGAAGACGCUUCAGCUACACCUGUAACCGUUGAUGAAAAGGCAGCCUCCUCAAAGCCACAAGAGGAGGCCAUUGAUGCCCAGUCCACCAACGCAGUAGCAGCCUCCUCCUCUGAGGGCACAGAGGAACCAAAGGAUGGGGUGUAGAGUUAUGUGUGUAUGCCAAAGAGUUUCCUGUUUCAAUUCCCUAUAGUUUUUUUUUUUUUUUUUUUUUUACUACCCCUUUACAUUAAAUGAAUGUUACUUCUUUCAGCAGCUUUUGCUUUACAGUAAGUUGCAACAACUGCGUGUGCUGCCAAAUCUGUCAAACUGGGCACUGAGCAUUUCUGGCUGAAAACAGUUGGUUUAUACUGUAUUUCUCGGUUAUUUGUGUAUAUUGGAAUAUAUUAAUAUUACCAUGAAUAUCAUGAAUAUCUGUGUCUUAACACACCUUACUCUUGUGAUGUAUAUACAUUUAUGAUGGAUAUGACAACAACCAGAGGAAUAAAAGAUAACAUGAC